Molecule: messenger RNA, 3572 nt
Organism: Ictalurus furcatus (blue catfish)
Lineage: Eukaryota; Metazoa; Chordata; Actinopteri; Siluriformes; Ictaluridae
Gene: mpx
Product: myeloid-specific peroxidase
Exons: 17
Coding region: 78-2414 (778 amino acids)
Biological process (GO): response to oxidative stress
Molecular function (GO): peroxidase activity; heme binding
Source: RefSeq, a predicted model, not a curated record
AGCAAAGAAGCAAAACACACAGAUCAGGAGAAGACACGAUUGCUCUGAACUGUGGCGUGUGCAUCUCUGCUUCAGAUAUGAAUCUCUUAACGUCUGUAGUGGUGCUGGGACUGUGCUGCACGGUCAGUGCUCGGACGGUAUCAGGAUCUGAAGAGAAAGGUUUGAUCAGGCCUUUCAUUCUGGAUGCCAUCCAGGAAGCCAAACAACUCGUCGAUGACUCUUAUUUGUACUCUCGUCGAACGAGCCUUGAGAGGGUGCGCAAGAACGAUUUCAUCAAGCCGUCUGAUGUACUGCGUCUGAUGAAGCAGCCGAAACGGAAGGCGCGCGAUGCUGUGAGAGCUGCAGAUUACCUGGAGCAGACGCUGAGGAUCAUCUCAGAGAAAACACACCACGCCCACAAGAGAUCUAUUAAUGCCACAGCGCUGCUGUCUCAUGAAGAACUCAGGACCAUCGAGGAUCUGACUGGCUGUGCCGGGCAAACCCUACCGCCUCCGUGCAGAACGUUGCCGGAUCUGAACAGAUAUCGCACGGCCAACAGCGUCUGCAACAACCAUAUAAAUCCACUUCGAGGUGCUUCAAACACAGCGUUCACCCGCUGGCUGCCUCCUGUUUAUGAAGAUAACGUCUCCCAACCUCGAGGAUGGAACCCAGAAAGGCUCUACAAUGGUGCUGUGCUACCUCUGGUGAGGCUGGUGUCAAACCGCAUUUUCAGCACCCAGGACCAAAAUGUUCAAGGAGACACCGAAUACACACUCUUAAUCACCUUCUUCGGCCAGUGGAAUGACCACGACCUGUCCUUCACCCCCUUUUCUCCCAGCAUCCGGUCCUUUAGCAACGGCAUUAACUGUGAUGAUAGCUGCGAACGAUCCGAGCCAUGCUUCCCCAUCCAGAUUCCUAGAGAUGACCCGCGCCUGCCCUCCGGUCCCAACAGCUGCCUCCCUGUUUUUCGCUCUGCGCCCGCCUGCGGCUCUGGAAACGGCGCGUACAUGUUUGGAGGUGUUCCGCAGUUACGGGAGCAGAUGAACACUCUGACGUCGUACCUGGAUGCAGGCCAGUUGUAUGGCUCUGAAGAGGGGCUCGCUCGAGAACUCCGAGACCUCUCGAACGACGGGGGCCUCAUGCGAAUCAAUGACAGAUUUCGGGACAAUGGCCGCGAGCUGCUGCCCUUCACCAAGGUGCCCAGCAGGAUGUGCGCCACACGCAAUCGCAUUCUGAACACCACGGGACUGGAGGAAGUGCCGUGUUUUAUCGCAGGUGAUGAACGUGUGGAUGAGAACAUCGCUCUCACUUCAAUGCACACACUCUUCCUGCGAGAACACAACCGGCUCGCGCGUGCUCUGCGCCGACUCAACCCAAACUGGAGCAGUGAACAGCUUUAUCAGGAAGCUCGCAAAAUCGUGGGAGCCUACCAUCAGAACAUAGUGUUUAGGGAUUAUCUGCCACACAUCGUGGGAACAGACGCCAUGAGGAGGCAGCUCGGCAAAUAUCCCGGCUACGACCCCAACGUUGACCCGACCAUCGCCAACGUUUUCGCCACCGCUGCUUACCGUUUCGCCCACGCCACCAUCCAGCCCGUCAUCUUCCGUCUGGAUGAAAACUUCCAGGAAAAUCGACGGUUCCCCACCGUUCCUCUGUACGAGGCCUUCUUCACACCAUGGAGAAUUAUAUUUGAAGGUGGGAUUGAUCCUCAGAUUCGGGGGUUGAUUAGCCGGCCGGCUAAGCUGAACAGGCAGGAUGGUAUAAUGGUGAAUGCGAUAAGAGAAAGACUGUUCGCCUUCAACAGCAAAAUCUCCCAGGACCUGGGUUCCCUCAACCUGCAGAGAGGCCGAGACCACGCCCUGCCAGGCUAUAACGCAUGGCGGAGGUUUUGCGGCCUGUCUGCACCUGGGAAUGCUGCUGAAUUGGGGCGUGUGCUGAAUAACGCAACUCUGGCGCAAAGAAUCCUCCAACUCUAUGGCAGUCCCGAUAACAUCGACCUCUGGGUGGGCGGCAUUGCCGAACCGUUUGUCCCCGGAGGCCGGGUCGGACCGGUGUUCUCCUGUAUCAUUGCCACUCAGUUCCAGAGGAUCCGCCAAGGAGACAGGCUCUGGUGGGAGAACAUGGGUGUUUUCACCGCAGCACAGAAAGCCUCACUGUCUAGAGUGUCUCUAGCUAGCAUCAUCUGUGACAACACGGGCAUCAGCAGAGUUCCUAGGAACCCUUUCCUCUUUAGUCGCAACCAAGCAAACUUCGUCGACUGCAGAAGCAUCCAGGGGCUUGACCUGAAUGCUUGGAGGGAGUCAGGAGAUACUGCUAAGCCAGAUGACAGCUCCAGUGAAACGGCAUCUGAUGAAAACGAGAUUCCAAAAGAGAAGGAAUCCAAUGACCUCCAGGACCUAAUGGACCUGCUGGAUAAACAGGUCGGCCAGAAAUGAGAGGCCCGAGCAGUCCAUGUUGAACCCCCUUCCCACCUGGACCCCCUAGUCCCCCUGGAACCCCUGGUCCUUGCGGCAUCCUGGCUCCUGGACAGCUUGAUAUUUCACCAAAGCGCUAGCACAAUGAUAUACCACUCCUGAAGAUGGACGCCCACAUUAAACGCUCAAGUUCUGUUACGUAGCAAUCUUCCGGUCACUUUCAGGUUACAACCGUACAAUUUUAAUCUCCUCAAGCAUAGCUUCGUAUCAAUUAUUAUGAGUAACGAUAGCGACGGAAAAGGAUCAAAUACAUCCAGGGUUGAUCCACAUACACCUGUGUACACUCAAGGACCGCUUUUCACACACCGUUCACGAAUACAUCCCCCUUCCUUACUAUCCUCCCCAGUGCACUGGUUUCUACUUAUGUUACAAAUGAAAGGCUAAAUUUGCAUUUUGCUACUGUGAAGAAAAAUGUUUAAAGCUUCAUUCUAAAGAUAAUGGCUUUUAAUCGUUCUGCUGAGAAGCCCUUUUAAUACAAUGGUUUGUAGAGAAUAAAAAAAAAUCUGAUUUACCCCCAUAGGUAGUCAGUCAGUCUCUCGCUGGUUGCAUUAUUAACUAUGAAGCUAACAAGUAAUGAACGUCUAUCUCUAUAAACCCGCUUUCUUUUUCCAGCAGUACGUGCAUUAACGACUCUGUAAAAUAUCACAGUUUAGUUCGAGAGGAGAAAUGAUACCAAAUUCAAUUUGGGGGGAAAAAAAAGGGAUUCUAGUUGUCCAAGACGGCUGCCGUAAAUAAGUAUACGUGAAGUAGUAAUGUUUUGUUUAUGUUUGUAGAUGACACACUGUGACAGACUGUAAGUCAGAUCUUCAAGUCUGAUAUUUAGGGCGAGACGGACUUGCGAUAAUCAUUAGCCACGUCGUCUUAGUGGCAUCAGUGGAAGAUGCAAACGAAUCAGACACCAAAAAGUCUUGGCAGAACGACUACAUUUGCACUAAGAUGAACCACUGUGCAUAUUUAAAACCUUUCAAAACACUUUUUACAUACAUCGCAUAUUUUUCAUUACAUAUGCACAUUCUGCUUGCCUUCUUUUUUUUUUUCCUGCGACUGAUAUACGUUGUGUUGCGUUACCGUAUUAUUUUGCUUUAUCAACCAGUUAACCAAAUAAAAUGAUGCACCUCA